ACUAGGGUUUUACCAUAUUUAUACAGCUUUGUUCUCUUCCCAUAUUUUUCUCCCUCUCUUUUACUCGCCGUCGUGUCCUCCUCAGCAGCACUUGAAACCCAAAAGAUGCCGAAGCAAAUCCACGAGAUCAAGGAUUUCCUUCUCACAGCCAGAAGGAAGGAUGCACGAACUGUCAAGAUUAAGAAGAACAAGGAUAUGGUCAAGUUCAAGGUUCGUUGCUCCAAGUACCUUUACACACUCUGUGUGUCCGACUUUGAGAAGGCUGACAAGUUGAAGCAAUCACUUCCUCCAGGUCUGAGCGUUCAAGACCUGUGAACAAGGAUUUAUGCUAUUCAUAGAGUUAUUAGGCAAGGGAGAAUAUGAAAGAACUCGUAUCUUUGCUUUCUGUUGAAUGUCUUGCCCUCUGGCAUGUCUGCAGACUGAAAUUUUAAGCUUUUAGAUAUUGAUUAUUGCAUUACUUUUUACUCAUAUUGACAGUCAUGUGAUCCUUAAUGGUGCCUAAUGAAUAUCAAUUGUUAGAGCCAAAGUUAAUGUUUCA
Nicotiana attenuata is the source of this 538-nucleotide messenger RNA. Its product is annotated as 60S ribosomal protein L38. The record is from RefSeq and is a predicted model, not a curated record. Gene Ontology annotation, cellular component: cytosolic large ribosomal subunit; ribosome. Gene Ontology annotation, molecular function: structural constituent of ribosome. Gene Ontology annotation, biological process: protein-RNA complex assembly; translation. NCBI's taxonomy places the organism in Eukaryota, Viridiplantae, Streptophyta, Magnoliopsida, Solanales, Solanaceae. The coding region runs from base 106 to 315 and encodes 69 amino acids. The transcript is spliced from 3 exons.